GAUAAACGACGCCGCUUAGAAGGAAUAAUACCACGAAGGAAGUCUUUUGUUUUUGGCACUGAUGUGUUUGACAGGGCUAAAGUCAUCGAAAAAAAUGGCAUAAUGGACGCAAUCGAAGCCGCUUCUCCUCCUCAGUCCCCUUCCAAUCCCAGUCAACCGCGACAUUUCUAUGUCGCCGUCGAUAGACUCCACUUCAAAAUGGUUCUCUCUUUCUCUGAGACGUUAGUGGAGUUAUUAGGAGUCGCCGGCCGCCGCUCCGGGCUGCCGAUGGUAGUGUGUUGUAGCUCACGUGACGAGCUCGAUGCUGUCUGCUCUGUCGUCUCCAAUCUCCCCUACAUUUCUUUCGCUUCUCUGUACAGUGAUUUAGCUGAAGCAGAACGAACUUCAGUUCUGGAGAAAUUUAGGCAAGUAACAAUGAGGUGGAACCAGAAUAUCACUGCUCAGUCGGGCAAUAAAGAUGAAAUUGAGAAAGAGGACAAGUCUCAUAUGAUAGUUGUAACAGACACGUGCCUUCCACUUCUUGCUUCUGGGGAGUCACCAAUUUCUGCUCGUGUUCUGAUUAAUUAUGAGUUACCAACGAAGAAGGAAACAUAUGCGCGACGCAUGUCUAGUUGUUUGGCAGCAGAUGGGAUUGUAAUCAAUAUGGUUGUUGGGGGAGAAGUGGUGACUCUUAAAAAUAUUGAGGAGAGCAGCAGCCUUGUCAUAGCUGAAAUGCCUAUAAAUAUAUCUGAGAUUUUAUGAAGACAGAUAUUUCUGCUAUGACUACAGAGCAAAAUAAGGAUAAACUUCUUAUGCUAUUUCCAACAGUUGAAGACUCCACAAGUGAUUUGGAUAAUCUGUGAGUAGUUGCGACAACGUUGAGAUUUUUAUCAGCCCAAGUUUGCAUUAUUCCAAAAUAUUAUAUGUAGAAUUGUUUUAUCCCUUUGUCUUCCUUAGGAAAAGAUAUGUAACUUAUAUGGUAAUUGGAGUGAGGAAUAGGAAAAAUAGGCUGUGAUUUCCCUCAAAUUGGUUUUCAAAUUAGUUAUAAACUUGGUUGUCAUUUAAGAAGAUUCAUCUCUAGGCAGGACUAACUAGGAGGUGUACUUCGUUCCUUGGCAGACAAACGCAAUGAAAAUAUCUUUAUUUGAUUUGUUCAA
Molecule: messenger RNA, 1136 nt
Organism: Ricinus communis (castor bean)
Lineage: Eukaryota; Viridiplantae; Streptophyta; Magnoliopsida; Malpighiales; Euphorbiaceae
Product: ATP-dependent RNA helicase eIF4A
Exons: 7
Coding region: 103-741 (212 amino acids)
Source: RefSeq, a predicted model, not a curated record